Molecule: messenger RNA, 510 nt
Organism: Rosa rugosa (rugosa rose)
Lineage: Eukaryota; Viridiplantae; Streptophyta; Magnoliopsida; Rosales; Rosaceae
Product: E3 ubiquitin-protein ligase ATL31-like
Exons: 1
Coding region: 1-510 (169 amino acids)
Biological process (GO): protein ubiquitination
Molecular function (GO): transferase activity
Source: RefSeq, a predicted model, not a curated record
AUGCAUCACAUAAUUGGAGUCGUAUGUUCUUGGCUUCCAUAUGGACGCCGUAAUGACCGAGAUAUUGAAUCAGCCGGGGUAAGAAGCCACAUUCUAACUGGAAUUGUUCAUGUUGAGCCAUCUGAUUUCCAUCACGAUCCCGAUGAAGAAACAUGGUCGCAAGCACCGGUGCAAAAUGUUGUAACUAUGUUGCAAAUUUUCUUGAUGGAAGUGCUUGACAGAGUUUGGGAGGACAUGGUAAUAGAGGAAGGGCAAGAGCAAAGGUUCCAGGCCAUUCAAACUCAAGCAAUUGAGGCACUUCCGGGGCCUCUGCAAUACUGCAAAGCUAGACUGGAAAUAUCGAGCUGCUGCAGCGAUCGGUGUGCCAUUUGCCUAGAAGAUUUCGUGGAUGGCGAAUCUUGUCGUGUUUUCGAGUGCAAGCACAUCUUUCAUGCUAAUUGCAUUGAUAAUUGGUUAAAGAAUGGUCUAACGUGCCCGAUUUGUAGAAACUCUCUUGUGAAGAUAAAGUGA